Molecule: messenger RNA, 552 nt
Organism: Colletotrichum truncatum
Lineage: Eukaryota; Fungi; Ascomycota; Sordariomycetes; Glomerellales; Glomerellaceae
Biological process (GO): protein folding in endoplasmic reticulum
Cellular component (GO): EMC complex
Source: RefSeq, a predicted model, not a curated record
AUGGCUUUGGUCAACGGCUCCGUUCCACGAUGGGUUGCGGACUUGCAGUCCCCCCCGCCUGCCAAGUCAAAGGUCCCAGGUGUUUCUGACCCUCCAGGCUUCCCGUCGCAGGCCUCUAGCUCUAAGAAACAGAAGGACCAAAAGAUUCAACCGCGCAAGCAACAGUCGCCCGAGGAGAUGGACACAUUGAAGGUCAAGAAGGCUUGGGAAGUGGCGCUCGCGCCCGUCAAGAACCUGCCCAUGACAGCCAUUAUGAUGUACAUGUCUGGCAACUCGCUCCAGAUCUUUAGUAUCAUGAUGGUCAUCAUGGCUUUCAAGAACCCCCUUGUCGGUCUUACGGCGGUCAACCAGGCGUUUGAGAGAUUUGAGUCGGAAACGAACAAGGGACAGAUGCUUCAGGUCAAGGCGGCUUACGUCGCUAUGCAAUUUGUCGCGCUGGCUUUGGCUGUUUGGAAGGUUAACUCAAUGGGAUUGCUACCGACAACGCGAUCAGACUGGCUGGCUUGGGAGGUUCGGAGAGAGCCACUGGAGUCUUCGGUGCCCGCGUUAUAG